Messenger RNA from Folsomia candida, 2022 nucleotides. RefSeq names its product zinc finger protein with KRAB and SCAN domains 1. The transcript has 4 exons. The record is from RefSeq and is a predicted model, not a curated record. Gene Ontology annotation, molecular function: DNA-binding transcription factor activity, RNA polymerase II-specific; RNA polymerase II transcription regulatory region sequence-specific DNA binding. Gene Ontology annotation, biological process: regulation of transcription by RNA polymerase II. Gene Ontology annotation, cellular component: nucleus. The coding region runs from base 355 to 1605 and encodes 416 amino acids. Lineage: Eukaryota; Metazoa; Arthropoda; Collembola; Entomobryomorpha; Isotomidae.
GGGUUUUUAAUAAUUCAUGAAUUUCUGUAUAAUAAAAUUGUUUCAAUUAAAACAUGGCUCAGAAAUACCAUCGUCAUAAAGCGUCUGCAUACACGUAGAAUUUAGGGCAAAAAUGUAAUAAGGAAAUCGGGAAGCGUGUAAGAUUUGAACGCCAAAAUCCAAGUUUCAGGCGUUUAGAUUAAAAUGACUGAUUGGUGGUGGCACUUCGCCGACCAGAGUGACUCACAUUUUAUUGUGGGCCACCAUUUUUUAUUUUUGGGUUUCGUCUUCACUCCAGUUUUUUCACAAACCAUUUCUGAAAAAUUUCUGCUCCUUAUUAAUUUAAAAUAUUUUAAUUCUUGAAGCAGCACCGUGAUGUCAAAUGCCGAUCAAUCCGUCGCUGGACCUUCUCACGCCGGAAAUAGUAGCCAGGUCAUGGCUGACACCAUCUCCCCGACCUCGACGAUAACAAGCAAAAUCAAUUCACAUCAAAAGAGAACGGAACCUGAGGAACAAUUUGUGGUGUAUUUGAGCAGUGACGACGAGGAUGAAGAGGACGAGAUCGAGGAGAAGAAAAAGAAAGUGGCUGACACACUAAUGGAAAUUAGACAUUGGGUUAAAAUAAAGAGAAAAUCCUUCGCACGAAAAACCCCUGCCGUACCGAUUUCCGAAGAGAGGUCUCCAGUUUCGGCUCGGAUUAUUGACCGCAAGUUUCACAGCCUUGUCACCGCGUUGGACGACCUUGUCGACGUUCUGGACGAGAAUAGAGGAUAUCGCCUCUGCGAGAUGAGAAGUGCCCAGCGUAAUAAACUACGAAAAGUCGCAACAGCAACAGUGCCAGAAAUAGUAGACUUCGUUCAAGACGAGGAAAGGUCGACAAUUUCGGAACCGCCAGCCACACCAAGACCGUCGACUCCAACACUGCCAGUCGCUCCUCCAAGGCCAGUCUCGAACCAAUUUGCAGCUCAGAGAAAAUCAAGGCCAACUGGGAAGCGAAUUCGGAAAUUAAACGACUCUACCAAACUCAAGUCCACCUCUGACAGAAAAAUGAGUUCUAAAACCAAACGCCACCGCUGUCACAGUUGUCACAAGACGUUCUUCCACGAAUCAGACCUGAUCCGUCACGGCUUCAUCCAUCUCACCGAAGAAGAGAAGACCGUGGUGAAGCAGAAUUGGAGACACGAGUGCUUCUUUUGCCAGAAGAGGUUCUCUUUGAAAUCUAUUUAUCAUGUUCACCUAUUCACCCACACAAAGGAAAAAUGCUUUCGUUGCGACCAGUGUGGGAAGCAGUACACGCAGAAUAAUAAUUUGAAGGUGCAUAAGCGCAACCACAGCGCUAACCCAAGACCAUUCAAUUGCGAAGAAUGUGGCAAAGCGUUGUCAUCCAAGCAUGCUCUGUUCCUCCACAAAAAAAUGGUCCAUCAGAAGCUAAAGGACGUCGACUGUCCUCGGUGCCCCAAGAAGUUCAGUACCAAGGGGGAAAUGGUCAAACAUAUGAACGGCGUGCAUCUCAAAAUUCCACGCCUCUGCCCCCACUGCAACAAGUCAUUCACAUAUAAAGGGGGUCUUCUAACACAUGUGAAGAAGGUUCAUCCUUCAGAAUCCCUUUCUUCUCUUGCUAAAUGAAACUGCAUCAACGGAGUUUUCAACCGUUUUAAAUUAUACAGAUUAGUUUUUAUUUUCUAAUAAAUAAAUAUUUAAAUUAAAUAUAAUUUUAAAUAAUGAAAUGAUACAAUAGAAUGAAAUGCGUUCUUCUCACAGAAUUUGUAUUACAAUUGCCAAUAAUAAAACCAAUAAACAGAACACAGUUCUUGAUCGUGGAUAAUUUUUAUUAAUAUUAAAAAUCUCUCGCAAUGCGGGGACUUUUUAUUUUCAUAAAACCGUAGCUUUAGAUUCGUGGCGAUGAAAUAUUUUCUGUUGGCUGCCGAAUUCCUUGUCUGAUUAAAAAAAAUUUUAUAGAUUUCCGACUUUUUCUUUCCAUGUAAAAAGCUACACAUACAAAAUAAAUGCAAGUUUACACACAAAAGAUAAAAAUAUUGCUGU